Dentiscutata erythropus is the source of this 303-nucleotide messenger RNA. Lineage: Eukaryota; Fungi; Glomeromycota; Glomeromycetes; Diversisporales; Gigasporaceae. The record is from the annotation of a GenBank genome assembly.
AUGUUUGAAGAAAGAGAAAAGUCACUUGAAUUACUGCAAAAACUAUACGAUUCUAUGAAAGAGGAUUCCCAACUCACAGAUAUGAAUAUGCAACAACAAACGAUGUUUUAUAAUUGUUCAAAUAAUAAUGAUUUUUUUGAAGCUUUGGAAAAUAAAGUGAGUGGUAGUGCAUCUGAAGCUGAGGAGGAUAAAAAGUAUUUGUUAAUUCCUGCUAUUUUUGUACCAAGCGAGAGAUUGUUUUCAACUACUGGUAAUUACAUAUUUGCAAAAUAUACACAACUAUCUCUAGACUUGGUUAAUCAG